Uranotaenia lowii is the source of this 549-nucleotide messenger RNA. RefSeq lists its product as uncharacterized. The record is from RefSeq and is a predicted model, not a curated record. The transcript has a single exon. Lineage: Eukaryota; Metazoa; Arthropoda; Insecta; Diptera; Culicidae. Gene Ontology annotation, molecular function: nucleic acid binding. The coding region runs from base 1 to 549 and encodes 182 amino acids.
AUGGUAAACAACGCCGAGCGAGUCAACAGAGUGCUGAUAACAUGCAUCAGGGCUUUAAUCGAAGAGGAUCAUCGUGAGUGGGACGUCAAUCUUUCAGCCAUUACUGCCGCCAUAAACAGUGCCAAACAUGAGGUUACCGGGAUUAGUCCGCACUGCGCUAACUUCGGCAGAGACUUACUGCUGCACACGGAUCUUUACACGCAGCAAGACAUAAACACACCAAAGGAUCCCAAAGUGGCACAAGAUGUGCGAUUAUCUACAAUUCGUCGCAUACAGGAGUUCAUUCAACAACGCAUAAAAAACAACCACGCAAAAUCGAAGAAGCGAUACGACGUCAAUAAGAAACCAGCUACAUUUCUUGUGGGAGACUUGGUGUGGCGUCGCAACUUUACCCUUUCAUCGAAGGCGGACCACAUCAAUAGAAAAUUGGACCCCAAAUUUGUACCGGCGAUGGUUAGGAAAAUUUUGGGCACCAACCUCUACGAAUUGGAGGAUGUCCAAUCAGGAAAGCAGGGUCGGUAUCAUGCCAAGGACAUGAAAGCCGACUAA